CACAACCCGGGAUACCAGCGAAACGACAGCUUGCAACAUAUGGAACCCGAGACUGCGAGAAUUGCAGCUAAAUAAGUUUAUAGACAUUUAAAAAAACUCCCAAAAACAACGCCAACAACGGUUGUGGAUUUAUAAUAUCUAUCUAUCUAUCUAUCUAUCUAUCUAUCUAUCUAUCUAUCUAUCUAUCUAUACGUGUAUUUUUCCACUCAAAAUACACGUUUGCGUGUUUUUUUUUUUUAUCGCGACUGGAGAUUUAACGCACAGAAAGACUUUUGCAUCGUUGAAGAAUUUCCUCAAAUGCUUUUCUAACUUUUAAAUAUAUAUUGGUUUAUUUUUAUUUAUUUUUUAUUUUUUUUAUAUAUCAGUUAGGGAGUGAAAGAAGACAAGAGACCCGAUUUAUUUCACCUUAACACUGUUAUGUAUUUGGAGACUUCCACGGUUCCUUGAGUGUAAUCAGACGUUUUACCAAAAGAAGAAAUCAUCAAAAAUUAAUAUAUAUAUUUUAUUUCAAGCAAGGACAGCUUCAUCUGGGAUGUUGAGUUCUGUAAAAAUGGAAUCCCACGAAAUUCCAGAAUGGAAUUCUUACUACGCAGAACCCGCAGAGAUGUAUCCCUCCAUCAGCACAAUGAGCUCAGGGUUGGGUUCUAUGAACAAUUACAUCAACCUGAAUUCUAUGGGAUCUUCAGCAGCCAUGAACAUGACUUACGCAAGCAGUGGGAUCAACACUAACCCUCUGUCAGGCAUGAACGCCAACGCCAACCACAUGAGCCUUUCCCCAGUGGUGUCCUCCCUCAAUUCCAGCACCCUGACCCAGCUUGGAGCCCCGACCUCUUCCCUCAACUCCGUCUCACCCUACCAGAACAUGAGCCAACCCAUGAGCCAGCUCAGCUACCCUUCGGCCAAGGAGAUGAGCAAGCCCUACCGUCGCACCCUGACUCAUGCCAAGCCACCAUACUCCUACAUCUCCCUGAUCACCAUGGCGAUCCAGCAGUCCAACAGCAAGAUGUUGACCCUCAAUGAGAUCUACCAGUGGAUCAUGGACCUCUUCCCUUACUACAGGGAGAACCAGCAGAGGUGGCAAAAUUCCAUCCGCCACUCCUUGUCUUUCAACGACUGCUUCGUCAAGGUGGCCAGGUCUCCUGACAAGCCCGGAAAGGGCUCCUAUUGGGCCCUGCACCCCAAUUCGGGGAACAUGUUCGAGAACGGGUGCUACCUCCGGCGCCAGAAGCGCUUCAAGCUUGAGGACAAAGCCAGCAAGAAGAAUUCCUCGCUCAAGACUCAAGAUGCCAAGGGCCAGGACAGCCUUCAUGAGGAACACAGCCCCGACCCGGCCUCAGAAGGGGCAGAGUCAGCCCAUUCUGACAACUCCCACCACGGUUCUUCUCCCGAGGAGCAGCAGCAGAGAAGUCUUAUCCAUCUGGAAUGUCCCCAGCCGCCAGCCCAAGGCUCUCCUUCUCUGUCUGCUUCUGGUUCCAAUGCCACCUCGUCCUCCCACCCUCUCCCCCAGCCCAUGGGAGGCAACCACCUUCUCCCCAGCUCCAUCCAACACCUGGAUCUCCAGAACGACCAUCUCAAGUCAUUGGACCCUCACUACAAUUUCAACCACCCCUUCUCCAUCACCAACCUGAUGUCCUCGGAGCAAAAGAUGGACCUCAAGUCCUACCAGGAUCAGAUGAUGGCUUAUAACAGCUACUCUUCUUCUUCCUCCACUAUGAUGGCCAAGCACAGUUACGACAGCUCCACCUCAUCACCCAUGGACUCGGGACCCUACUACCAUGCCCUGUACAGCAGAUCCGUCCUCAAUGCCUCAUAACAACCCCCGGAAAGGAGGCUCGAUGGUUUUUCCUUGGACACAAGAUAGGUAGUGGUUUCCUACAAAGAACAUUUUAUUGGCUACCCCACCCCUAACAAAAGGAAAUCAUGGUGCAGCCCUGAAUUUGACUGGUCAACAGACUAAAAAGAUGAAUUCCGUCCAAAUACAAGAGACCUAUGUUGCUGGACUUCAUGGGAUAAAAAAAUAAAUGAAUAAUUCUACUACUACUACUACUACUACUAACAAUAAUAAUAAUAAUAAUAAUAAUAAUAAUAAUAAUAAUAAUAAUAAUAAUAAUAAUAAUUAAAUAAAACAAAACAAAACAUUAGGCAGUUUACUCAGGUUUUCUACAGUGUGUAUAUAACUGUAAAUAUGGUCAACAGAAAACUAUGGUUCAUAUAUUUAUGAAACGGAAAAUAAUUCUUAAUAUAUCCUGUACAGUGUGUCGAGUCGUUCUUAAUAAAAAAGAAAAGGAAAAAGUAAUAUUCUGAAUAUGUGAAAUAUGUGCUUCUAUUAAAGAUUGCUGUUCAUUUCUAUGUUGUUACUGCAUUACAGGAUAUUCUAACAUGUUACAAUCAAAUUAAGUUGUUGAAGUUUUUAAGAUGUGCUUACCAUACUAUAAUGAAUGGUUUAUGUCAGUGUAGGUCCUAAAAUCAUUGGUUUAGGAUAUAAGGGAAGAAGACAGACUAGGGGGAAACACUGUCUUCUUGAGAACCGAAAUCACUUGAAUUUAACCUUUUCUCAUACAAACAUCAUGACAAUCAUUUACAAAAAAUACAAAAAUAAAACUUUUAAAUGUCUUUCAAGUUUCAGGUCAUUUUUAAAAAACUUUUUAAAAAUAAAUAAUGAUAAAAAAAACAGUUUAUUUAAAUAUUUUUGCUUCAAAACAGGGGAAAUUGAGUGUGUUAAUAUAUUGGGUUUGUUGUUUUUUGUGGGUUUUCUUAUUAAAAAAACAUGAAAAGAAA
This is a messenger RNA of Acipenser ruthenus (sterlet), 2778 nucleotides long. RefSeq names its product hepatocyte nuclear factor 3-beta-like. Gene Ontology annotation, biological process: regulation of transcription by RNA polymerase II; anatomical structure morphogenesis; cell differentiation. The coding region runs from base 533 to 1813 and encodes 426 amino acids. The record is from RefSeq and is a predicted model, not a curated record. The transcript has 2 exons. Lineage: Eukaryota; Metazoa; Chordata; Actinopteri; Acipenseriformes; Acipenseridae. Gene Ontology annotation, molecular function: transcription factor binding; RNA polymerase II cis-regulatory region sequence-specific DNA binding; protein domain specific binding.